UCUAGUGUCUCCUGAUAUGCAGCACGGAUGAAAAUGGCAAGUUCCCUGGCCUUUCUUCUGCUCAACUUUCGUGUUUGCCUCCUCUUGGUCCAGCUGCUAACUCCUUGCUCAGCUCAGUUUGCUGUGCUUGGACCCCAUGGGCCCAUCCUGGCCAUGGUAGGUGAAGACGUUGAUCUGCCCUGUCACCUGUUCCCGACCAUGAGUGCAGAGACCAUGGAGCUGAGGUGGGUGAGUUCCAACCUAAGGCAGGUGGUGAACGUGUAUGCAGAUGGAAAGGAAGUGGAAGACAGGCAGAGUGCAGCGUAUCGAGGGAGAACUUCGAUUCUACGGGAUGACAUCACUGCAGGGAAGGCUGCUCUCCGAAUACACAACAUCACAGCCUCUGACAGUGGAAAGUACUUGUGUUAUUUCCAAGAUGGUGACUUCUAUGAAAAAGCCCUGGUGGAGCUGAAGGUUGCAGGUCACAGGUCAACUCAGGAAUGUCCUCAAUGCAUCAAUCUCUUCUUCUAUGUCUCCAGAACAGAUCCCUCUCCUCCUCCCUCUGCAUUGGGUUCUGAUCUUCACAUUGAAGUGAAGGGUUAUGAGGAUGGAGGGAUCCAUCUGGAGUGCAGGUCCACUGGCUGGUACCCACAACCCCAAAUACAGUGGAGCAACACCAAGGGAGAGGACAUCCCGGCUGUGAAAGCACCUGUGGUUGCAGAUGGAGUGGGCCUAUAUGCAAUAGCAGCAUCCGUGAUCAUGAGAGGCAGCUCUGGGAAGGGCAUAUCCUGCAUCAUCAGAAAUUCCCUCCUCGGCCUGGAAAAGACAGCCAGCAUUUCCAUCACAGACCCCUUCUUCAGGAACGCCCAGCCCUGGAUCGCAGCCCUGGCAGGGACCCUGCCUAUCUCGCUGCUGCUUCUCGCAGGAGCCAGUUACUUCUUGUGGAGACAACAGAAGGAAAAAAUUGCUCUGUCCAGGGAGACAGAAAGAGAGCGAGAGAUGAAAGAAAUGGCAUAUGCUGCAACAAAGCAGGAAAUAAGCCUAAGAGAGAAGCUCCAGGAGGAACUCAAGUGGAGAAAAAUCCAGCACAUGGCUCGGGGAGAGAAGUCUUUGGCCUAUCAUGAAUGGAAAAUGGCCCUCUUCAAGCCUGCGGAUGUGAUUCUGGAUCCAGACACGGCAAAUGCCAUCCUCCUUGUUUCUGAGGACCAGAGGAGUGUGCAGCGUGCCGAAGAGCCACGGGAUCUUCCAGACAACCCUGAGAGAUUUGAAUGGCGUUACUGUGUGCUUGGCCGUGAAAACUUCACAUCAGGGAGACAUUUCUGGGAAGUGGAAGUGGGGGACAGAAGAGAGUGGCAUAUUGGGGUGUGUAGUAAAAACGUGGAGAGGAAAAAAGGUUGGGUCAAAAUGACACCAGAGAAUGGAUACUGGACCAUGGGGCUGACUGAUGGGAAUAAGUAUCGGGCUCUCACUGAUCCCAGAACCAACCUGAAACUUCCUGAGCCCCCUAGGAAAGUGGGGAUCUUCCUGGAUUAUGAGACUGGAGAGAUCUCAUUCUACAAUGCCACGGAUGGAUCUCAUAUCUACACCUUUCCGCACACCUCUUUCUCUGAGCCUCUGUAUCCUGUAUUCAGAAUUUUGACCUUGGAGCCCACUGCCCUGACCAUUUGCCCAACACCAAAACAAGUAGAGAGUUCCCCCGAUCCUGACCUAGUGCCUGAUCAUUCCCUGGAAACACCAGUAGCCCAGGGUUUAGCUAAUGAAAGCGGGGAGCCUCAGGCUGAAGCAACAUCUCCGCUUCUCCCUGCCCACCCUGGAGUUGACGGCCUCCCCCUCCACAACAACCAAUCAGAACCAUAAAGCUACAGGCACGCACUGAAGCACUUUACUGAUAUUCAUUCAAUUAUUCCAUAUGACAGUUGUUUGAGUUUGGUACCACCUAUUGUCCCUUUAUACAAAUAAGGAAACUGGGGUGCAGAAAGUUGAAUUAACUUUACAAAGUAGACAUGACUAGUGAACAACAGAGCUGGGAUUUAAACAGCAAUAGCUAACAUUAACAGAUAAUUUAAACUGUUCUGAGUGCUGUGUUGUACACUUUGGUGGAUGUCACUCCUUUGAACGUCACAACACCCCAUCGGGUAGUCUCAUUUUGCAAGUAUGAAAGCUGAGGCAGGGCAACCUUAAGUAACUUACAUAACUCAUAUGGUAAUUUGUGUAGUUAGGAGAUGUUCAGCCUCAGUCCCUGGCUAAUUGCCCAUUCUUUUCCAGCCUGAUUUUUUUCCAUGGGAAGAGCCCACGUGUAGCCCUGAGGUUUCCUUCCCAGAACAGCUCCAGGGUAGAGAUAAUUGUAAGUGGUUGUAGAGUUGACACCCCUAUUGACUCCUUCCCAGCUGAUUAUCAGAGCCUUAGACACAACACUCCUUAGAUUAGCUCUGCAGAGUGUCUUGGUUGAGAGAAUAACCUCCUAGUACCCACAUGACAUGUGACUUGGAAAGAGACUACAGGCCACACUUGAUAAAUCAAGUGGAAGAGAUGUGUGCCCACCCAACAAAUGUGAUAAGUGAUCACGCAGCCAGAGCCAGCCUUCCUACAGUCAAGAUUUCCAGACAGAACAAAUACUCUAAAGAUUCUCUGUGAUAUAGGAAAUUUGGAUCAAGGAAGCUAGAAGAAUUACAGGGAUGUUUUUAAUCCUGCUAUGGACUCAGUCUUCUGGAAAUAGGUCUGUCCACCCCUGAUCAUUGGUGGAUGUUAAACCCAUAUUCCUUUCAACUGAUGCCUGCUAGGGAAAACUGCUCCUCAUUGUCAUCACUGUUAAUGCUCAGCACUGUAUCCCCUCUACUUGGCAAGUGGUUGUCAAGUUCUAGUUGUUUAAUAAAGUGUUAAUAAUGCUUA
Messenger RNA from Rhinopithecus roxellana (golden snub-nosed monkey), 2868 nucleotides. It is a transcript of the gene BTN3A3, whose product is annotated as butyrophilin subfamily 3 member A3. Gene Ontology annotation, cellular component: external side of plasma membrane. Gene Ontology annotation, biological process: regulation of cytokine production; T cell receptor signaling pathway. Gene Ontology annotation, molecular function: signaling receptor binding. The record is from RefSeq and is a predicted model, not a curated record. The transcript is spliced from 10 exons. Lineage: Eukaryota; Metazoa; Chordata; Mammalia; Primates; Cercopithecidae. The coding region runs from base 28 to 1836 and encodes 602 amino acids.